Messenger RNA from Archocentrus centrarchus (flier cichlid), 2253 nucleotides. Its product is annotated as bridging integrator 2-like. Gene Ontology annotation, biological process: phagocytosis, engulfment; plasma membrane tubulation; podosome assembly. The record is from RefSeq and is a predicted model, not a curated record. Gene Ontology annotation, molecular function: protein binding; phospholipid binding. NCBI's taxonomy places the organism in Eukaryota, Metazoa, Chordata, Actinopteri, Cichliformes, Cichlidae. Gene Ontology annotation, cellular component: cytoplasm; plasma membrane; podosome.
GACGGUUGACAGCAGAUGAAAACACGCAGGAAGUUUUCCAAAUGGGCCAAUUUCGUGGACAAGUUGGAACAGGACGAGGAGCCUGAUGAUGACAACGCUGCUGCUGAGCUGAGCCCGUCUGUCUGUGCGUGUCUUGACAUUCGCGUUGUUGCUCCACCUCCACCACACCGCCUACAACUGAAGUCGCAGCUGAACCGCGCUGAGGAAGCACACUGCAGGCAGACUUCGCUCAGUGAAGAGGCAGAGAGACAGCUGACGAUGGCGGAGAAUAAGAUGGGCCCGAACCUCCAGGCUGGAGCCGGAAUCUUCGCCAAACGGGUCCAGAAGUCCUUGAAUCGAGCCCAGGAGAAGGUCCUUCAGAAACUGGGCAAAACCAUGGAGACCAAAGAUAGCAGUUUGAGCUCCUGCUUCCGAACCCUCAACAAACAGCAGAUCGACGGAAGCAGGUUGUUUAAAGAUGUCAAAGCCUAUUAUGCAGCAGUGAAAGCCGUGCAUGAGACGUCUAAGCGGCUGUCCCAGACACUGAACGACAUCUACGAAUCAGAGUGGAAUGGAGUGGAGGAUCUCGCUGUUAUAACCGAAAGUGAAGACUUGCUGUGGAACGACUAUGAAGAGAAGCUAAGUGACCAGCUUGUUCGCACCAUGGAGAACUAUACAAGCCAGUUCCCUGAAGUCAAGGAACGAGUUGCUAAGCGUGGCCGCAAGCUGGUGGACUAUGACUCAGCACGUCACCACCUGGAGGCACUGCAGGGUGCCAAGAAAAAGGAUGAUGCAAAAAUAGCCAAGGCAGAGGAGGAAUUCAACAAAGCUCAGAAUGUCUUUGAAGAAAUCAAUAAUGAGCUGCGGGAGGAGCUGCCUAUUCUCUAUCAGAGUCGGAUAGGUUGCUAUGUGACGGUCUUCCAAAAUAUUUCCAACCUGAGGGAUGUCUUCUAUAAAGAAAUGAGCGUGCUGAACCGUGAGUUGUACAACGUGAUGAAGAAACUAGAGACUCAACACUCGGGCAAAGCGUUCAUCAUCAAGGGCCUGAACAGCACAACAACCAAGUCAAAGACAAGAAAGUCCCUGGUUAUCUCCAAUCCCAUUCCCUGCAACACUGCUUUCCCAGCUGACCAUGUCUCCAUCCAUUCCCAAAAUGGCAAAGAUGCUGCACCUUCUUCCCCUGUCCAAAAUUCUGAAAGCACUGCUGAAGAAAACAGCCCAGUAGAAGAGAGCAGCGUCCCAUCCAAAAGUGUUAGCUCGUCAGAUUCCGAUCUCAGCUCGAAUGGCACCAGCUCGCCCAAGAGGCGCUCGCUAUGUGACAAUGACGACAGCGACAGGAGCACGGGGAGUCAAAGCCCAGAGGCAGCAGCUGUGGCAGAACCUGCUGCAAGCCAGACAGAUGACUGCAGGGAGGGAGAACCAAAGACAGAGGCUGCAAGUCAGGCGGUCACCGAUCCGUCAGAUUCUGCAGGUAGUGAUGCUCCACAUCAGGACAGUGAGAGCGAGCCGCCGCCAGAGGAAGCCAACACCAACCCGCCGCCGGUCCCAACGCCUCGCGUAUCCUUCAACUCCAAAGAAACCCCCCUCUCAUCAACUAAGGAGCAAGAGGAGGAAGCAGCAGAGUCAGGAGAUGAUGCCAUUUCCCAUAAUCCACCGGGCUUCCUCUACAAGGGGGAGGCGCUAGAGAGCCAUGCAGCAUCUGAAGAAGGCCAGCUCCAGUUUGAAGAGGGAGACGUCAUCUUGGUUCUUGCUGACACUCUAGAGGAAGGCCUGGUGAGGGGGGUCAGGGAACAGAGCUGGAACGAACACCGGGAUCUAGAAAAUCACUCUGGAAUCUUCUCGGAAAAACUCAUCCAGCCAGUUAAAGCAGAGUGAGGCAAUAGUCACUCCUCAGUCUGCAAUUCGUUUAUUCUUCCAUCAACCACUGUAUGGUGACUCACACACACACACACGCGCGCGCUUACACCCACAUACACUCACGCACGCCCACACUCAGAGGGAGUGAACCCAUAUGUUAUGGGUGCAGAAGCUGUCCAAACAAAUGAGCACAAGUCCCACGUGGUUUCUCACAUGCUAUGAUGUUGCAACUUGUGGAACAAAAGCGACUGAGCCGAAGAACAUUUUGUAAGAGACAUUUGGAAACCUUUAAGAUAUUUUCUUUUUCUUUUUUUUCUUUUGUAUCUCUGAGACACUGUGAAAACAAAAAAAAUCCAAAUGUUUUAAAGCUCAUGUUAUUAUCCCAUGUAAUAUUUCCUAAUAAAGUUGUAAGUAAAA